AUGUCCGGCUCCAUCACCGUGUUCUCCUUCUGCCUGCAGGGCCAGGGAUUCCCCCUCGGCAAGAGAGACCUCUUCCCCGUCACAGAGGCCGCAGCCUCCUACUGGAAGGAGAGGAAGGACACUAGCAACGUGCCGCAGAACUUCAAGCCCGAGUACGCCAUGGCCGUCUUGGCCUACAGCAGCCAGGGGCCCCUGCACAUGCAGCCCCUUCACCAGGAGUUCAACGCCGCCGUGAGGGAGGCCGGCCGCACCCGGGACUCCUACCUCAGCCACUUCAACUUCAAGACCCUGCACUUCCUCCUGACCAGAGCCCUUCACGUCCUGAAGGCCGCCGAGCCCGCGCGGUGCCACCAGGUGUACCGCGGCGUCCGGGGCAUCCGCUUCAAAGCCGAAAUCCGCAAGCCCGUCCGGUUCGGCCACUUCACCUCCACGUCGCUGAAGAACGACAGCGCCCUGCGGUUCGGGCAGGACACCUUCUUCUCCAUCAAGACCUGCUUCGGGGCCAACAUCAAGAACUUCUCCUUCUUCCCCGACGAGGACGAAGUGCUGAUCCCCCCCUUCGAGAAAUUCAAGGUCACCAACUUCACCCAGGCUCAGGGCAGGACCAUGAUCCAGCUGCAGUCCCUGGAAAGCUCCAGCAACCACAACUGCGAGUAUGUGAAAGAGAAAAGAUGCAAGACCCGAAGAUGCGUUUUCAACUCUGGAAUGAGCAGUUUCUCCUCCGGCCCACAGCACCUGUACCUCCUCGGUGGAGUCCUUCUGAUGGCCAGUGCGUUGGGAGCACCUGGCUUCCUUUGACAUCCUACUUGCUCUUGCUCCCUGGGCUUCUGUUAAAUCUCUGUAGACACUGCUUCAAGGGAAAGGACAGGAAGAAGAACAAAACCCCGGAGCCCAUCGGCUGGUGCUUCAGGCCUCAGACAAGUGGGGAAGGAAUGAAACGUUAAAGGCUCAGAGCUAAAUUAGGUUGAGUGGUUGCCUGCUCAAAAUUGACGGGGGUGAACUCCCCCAGCGCAGCGAUCAGCACGUGGUGUAGAUGUAAGAUGAGGCCCAUCUGCCUUGGCAG
This is a messenger RNA of Pelodiscus sinensis (Chinese soft-shelled turtle), 1063 nucleotides long. The record is from RefSeq and is a predicted model, not a curated record. Lineage: Eukaryota; Metazoa; Chordata; Testudines; Trionychidae.